AUGUCGAGAGGAAAACGCCGCCGCCGCCAUUCAAAGGCCGUCCAGCAAACCCAGUCACCAGCACCCUCGUUGCCAACUCCAGUGACGGAGCCAGGCCGGCAGCGGAAGCGGAAGCGUUAUCACCACAAGGCCAAAAAGCGGCCACCAUCGUCUUCACAAGUGUAUAGAAAAGAUGGAUUAAACUCAGAAUCACCACAGGCCGUGUCAUCCAAUCAUCCGCCCACAGACCAAGAGCGAAAAAACCCACGAUCCGUUCAUAACUCUCAAGUCAAGGUUCAGGAGCAAAGAUCAUCACCCAAACGUUCGACGACACCAUUGCAGCGUGCGCCUAAAGCCAAAAGAGUAUAUGAAUCUGAUUCUGAGUUUGAGUUCAAGUAUAUAAACAAGGCCCAGGCUCAAUUGAAGCCGCGAGUGGCUUUGCGAUCACCUCCAUCAUCACCACAAAAGGUAGUGGGUCUCAAAAAGACCACAACAGUUUCUGGGAAUGAGCGCGGCAGCGAUGUCCGUGAGACAUCGGCAGAUGCAGACUCAGAGUCUGAAAGGGAACGCGAACCAGCCUCACCAUCGCCAUCACUUCCCUCACCGCAAAGGGCCCUAGUCGAAAAUACCACGCCAGUCUCUAAUCACGACCGCCAGCGCACGUCUCGUGGGACAUCGUUGUCAAACCCAACAUCAGAAUCACAGCCAGUGUUUACACCUGAACCGGAACGGGAACCAUCCCAGUCACCAGGAGCAUCGCUGGAAAGAGUCGUGGGCCACGAAGAAGCUACACCAGCUUCCUAUCCUGACUAUGGGCAUCGAACCCGUGAACCAUCGGCAUCAGAUAUUGACAAUGAGCCUGAAACUGCAUCUGAAGCAGAACCGGGCCAUGGCCCGGAAUCGUCCUUGUCAUCGUCCUCACCAUGCAAUAAGACAGCCCUAAAACGGAAGAGAUCAAACACCCACCAUGCGUCCCGGCGCAAGGCAGCGCCAUUACCUGCUCCUUCGUCACUGGACUGUCUGCCUGAAGUUGAAUCCGAACCUACGUUGCCAUCAAUGGAUAGUCUCACAUGUUCAGAGUCAGCGUUACGGAACUUCAGGCGUGAUCAUUGGCGCAAAGCCUGCGAACCAAAAGAACCGCCAUUACCAUCCCGAUCAGACUUGUCUAAAGUGAUAGGACCCUCGAGUCCGUCGAUAUUCGUACCCAUAUCAGAAUUCCAACCACCGGAAUCUGAAGCUGAGUCUCGAUAUGCGUCCCCGAGUCCAACCCAAAUAACACUAGCGUCGUCUCCACCCGUACCUCCAACUAUCUCACGAGUGCGGUCUCGAGUUCGUUCUCGACUUCCCUCACCUCAGCGCUGGUUAUCGCGACUCGGACGGCCAGACCAAAAAUCAUCAUUAAGCAAAACCGUCUGGACCUCGCGUCUCCGGCCUACAUGUGAGAUAUAUUUCACCGACGAGCCUCUCCUGAUAGACAGCAUGAGAUAUCCACACCUUUCCGCCGAAUUUCCGCCUGAUGCUCACGGGAAUCCCGAGUUCAGGUUUGAGGAUAACUCAGGUGAUGAUUCCGAUUUCGAGCUUCCAGGAGACUUUGAGCCUCCGGAAGCUAAACGGCGUAGAUUAUGGUCAUCUGGAGACUCGCCAGAGACAGAGUUGACAGAGCGAGAGUCAUCUCUGGAACCCGAGGAGUCAUCAGAGCCGGAGCAGUCGUCAGAGCCUGAGGCACAGAUAGAUCUUGAGCCAUUAUUGCUCGAUAUUGCGGGCUCGUCAGAUCCGCAGCCAUUGCCCGAGCUUGAAAGAUCAUCAGACACAGAGAGAUCAUCGAAUCCUGAGAGCGAACAUCCCCGCCCGCCUACUUCAAUCCGGGAUCAGUUACCGGUACGGCAAUCGAGGCAACUUAACAAGCGGAUCGACGAAGCGAUUGUGAGAGAUAAGGAACAGAAUCCCAAAUUCUGGGGUCGUUCUUGGAUGAAAGAAUAUGAGAGAGGUGUACCGAUAAAAGAACGAGUUGAGGCCGAGUAUAUGGAAGAGAUGGCGAAGAAGAAAGAAGAAGCGGAAAGGAAGAAAAGGGAAAAGCAGGAGAGGGAUAGAAUCCUGAAGGAGAAAAGGGAGAAGAAGAGAAAAGAAAUGGCAGAGCAAAAAUUGCGACUGGAGAGGGAGGAACAGAAGAGAAUGGAAGAGGAGCAGGAGAGGGAGCAGGAGAGGCAGAAGCAGAAGAAGACCCAGAGGAGGGAGGAGCUGGAACGACGGAGGGCGAGGGCGAACAAGCCGAAGAACGUGGAAUCAGCGUUGCAGGAGAUGUUAGACGAGAGGGAGACUACGGAUGUUGAGAUAUCGGUUGAUCCUGAGGGGUUAAAGGUAGCUCAGACUGCGUACAGGUUGUAUAUGCGAAAGAAGGCAAGGGAAAAGGAAAUAGAAGAUUGA
Messenger RNA from Penicillium mononematosum, 2403 nucleotides. RefSeq lists its product as uncharacterized. The coding region runs from base 1 to 2403 and encodes 800 amino acids. The transcript has a single exon. The record is from RefSeq and is a predicted model, not a curated record. NCBI's taxonomy places the organism in Eukaryota, Fungi, Ascomycota, Eurotiomycetes, Eurotiales, Aspergillaceae.